This is a messenger RNA of Colletotrichum higginsianum IMI 349063, 1470 nucleotides long. Its product is annotated as Adenylosuccinate lyase. Gene Ontology annotation, biological process: 'de novo' AMP biosynthetic process. Gene Ontology annotation, molecular function: N6-(1,2-dicarboxyethyl)AMP AMP-lyase (fumarate-forming) activity; (S)-2-(5-amino-1-(5-phospho-D-ribosyl)imidazole-4-carboxamido) succinate lyase (fumarate-forming) activity. The record is from RefSeq and is a predicted model, not a curated record. Gene Ontology annotation, cellular component: cytosol. Lineage: Eukaryota; Fungi; Ascomycota; Sordariomycetes; Glomerellales; Glomerellaceae. The coding region runs from base 1 to 1470 and encodes 489 amino acids. The transcript is spliced from 4 exons.
AUGGCAACUGACGGAAAAAGUGCUGGGCCGUCGCCCUACGAUACGUAUCAGACGUCGUUGACGGCGCGGUACUGCAGCCCGGCGAUGGCCCGGCUCUUCAGCCAACGGUCCCGCCACUCGCAAUGGCGCAAGCUUUGGUUGCUGCUCGCCGAGUCUGAGAGAGAGCUUGGCAUCGAGACCAUCACGCCCGAAGCCCUCGAGCAGAUGAGGCAGCAUCUUGAGGUCACUGACCAGGACUUUGAGGUUGCCAGAGUCGAGGAGAAGAUCCGCCGCCACGACGUCAUGGCCCAUGUACACGCCUUCGGAGCUGUUGCGCCGGCCGCGGCUGGCAUCAUCCAUUAUGGUGCCACCAGCUGCUUCGUCACUGACAAUGCGGAACUUGUGCUCAUGCGUGAUGCCAUGGACCUUCUCCUCCCCAGACUGGCCAAGGUUAUCUCGAACCUGUCCAAGCUUGCGAGGGAGUGGAAGUCGACACCCACUCUGGCGUACACCCAUUUGCAGCCAGUUGGCAAGCGAGCCGCUCAAUGGGCCCAGGAUCUCGUUUUCGACCUGGAGAGCAUCGAACAUGUCCGCAAUGGGCUGCUGCUUCGAGGUGCCCAAGGAACUACGGGAACCCAGGCUUCGUUCCUCGAGAUCUUUGGCGGUGACGGCGCCAAGUGCGACCAGCUGAACGAGCUGUUGUGCAAGAAGGCUGGCUUCCCCGCAUGCUACGAUGUCUCGACGCAAACCUACACUCGCAAGGUUGACUUGCUUGUCGCCAACGCCAUCUGCGGCCUGGGUGCCACGGCGCAAAAGAUUGCCGGAGACAUCCGCCAUCUCGCCUCGUGGCAGGAAGCCGAGGAGCCUUUCGAGGUCAACCAGAUCGGAUCGUCGGCCAUGGCCUUCAAGAGAAACCCCAUGCGCUCGGAGCGGGUCUCCAGUCUCGCCCGUGAGCUUCUGUCCAAGCAGGCAACCACCGCAAACACCCUUGCUGCGCAGUGGAUGGAGCGCUCGCUGGACGACAGCGCCGUCCGCAGAAUGGACCUGCCCGAGAUGUUCCUCCUGGCCGAUGCCAUCAUUGGCAGCCUCGAUAACAUCACCGACGGCAUGGUCAUUUACCCCCAGGUGAUCGCCUCGCGUGUUCAGGAGCAACUGCCCUUCAUGGUCACGGAAAACAUCAUCAUGAAGCUCUGUGCCAAGGGCGUUUCCAGGCAGGAAGCCCACGAGCAGAUCCGUGUCUUGUCGCACCAGGCUGCCCGUGUCGUGAAGCUCGAGGGUAAGCCGAAUGAUCUCAUCAGCAGGAUCAAGGCCACCGAGUUCUUCCAGCCCAUCUGGCCUGAGCUCGAUGCCAUGAUGAAGCCCGAGCUCUACAUCGGCCGUAGUGCCGAGAUUGUCGAGCGUUACUGCGGCGUGGAGGGCGUGGCGGAGAAGAAGAUCCAGCGAUACAGGGCUAUCUUCGAGAAGUCGGCAACGACGGAGCUCAACGUUUGA